Messenger RNA from Capsella rubella, 544 nucleotides. Its product is annotated as arabinogalactan peptide 12. The record is from RefSeq and is a predicted model, not a curated record. NCBI's taxonomy places the organism in Eukaryota, Viridiplantae, Streptophyta, Magnoliopsida, Brassicales, Brassicaceae. The transcript has a single exon. The coding region runs from base 124 to 309 and encodes 61 amino acids.
UUUCAAAACAACACACAACUCAUUAUUCGCACCAAAGAGAAAGAAGCAUAAAACAACAGCCCUCAUCAUCACAAUAAAUUCUAAUUGACUUAAGUUUCUUUUCAAGUGAAAAAGAAGAGAAAAAUGGAGUCAAUGAAGAUGAAGCUUAUGGUGGUGUUGAUGGUGGCUAUUGUGGCUUUCUCCGCAGUAGGAAAGGCGUCAGCGCAGACCGAGGCUCCGGCUCCAAGUCCUACAUCCGAUGCUGCUGCUAUGUUCGUCCCAGCAUUGUUUGCAUCUGUUGCUGCUUUGGCAUCUGGCUUUCUCUUCUAAACCAAAAACCUCUACAUUCCAUAGAGUUUAUAGGUUUUUUUUUUUCUUUAAAAUUGUUUUUGCCUGUUUAUUUGAUCGCCACGAGCUUCAUGUUAUUGUUUCUAAUAUUAUUUGGACUACCAUAAUAGUAUUUUUAUAAGUUUUAAUUUAACCUUCGGGUUUUUUAUUGUAAUUGCUUUGGUGUUUGUGCGUGCAUAUGUUUUGAUAAUUAAUACGAUAUCUGUUUAUGGAUUGA